Nymphalis io (European peacock) is the source of this 4148-nucleotide messenger RNA. Its product is annotated as calpain-1 catalytic subunit-like. Gene Ontology annotation, molecular function: calcium-dependent cysteine-type endopeptidase activity. The record is from RefSeq and is a predicted model, not a curated record. NCBI's taxonomy places the organism in Eukaryota, Metazoa, Arthropoda, Insecta, Lepidoptera, Nymphalidae. Gene Ontology annotation, biological process: proteolysis. Gene Ontology annotation, cellular component: cytoplasm. The transcript has 16 exons. The coding region runs from base 220 to 2481 and encodes 753 amino acids.
GCCGAGCCGGCGCGCGCGUUGCACGAGUGCUCUGUAAGUGGUGGUACUCUGCGAUACGUGCCGCGUGAAAGAUCGCGAGUGACGUUCCUUUUCCAGUGUUAGCGACGGUCAGAUAAUUGUGUCAGAUCGGAUUACCGUUGCCCUCACCACCGACAAACGGAUAAGCUGAUUGCUGAUUGUGAUGUGGAUGUUCAGUGAAGAAAAGCGCUCGUGCGCAUCAUGAGGAAGUUCAUGCGAACGCGCGCGGGGCACUCGCAGCAAGCACCCGGCGCUGCACCGCCCGCGCCGCCCGCGCUGCACAAGACAAACGGAAUAACGAACGGCGUGGGGACUGGUCCGCGACGCGACGAUCACCAUUCCACUUUAAACAGAUACUGGAACGAGUCGGACGAGUGCGGGGACGUAGGAAAAGGCGUGUCUGGUUCGGGCCUGGCUGCGGGCGGGUGCGCGCCGCUGUGGGAGGACCCCGAGUUCCCCGCUGCGGCCAGCAGCCUCGCGGAUCGCCGCUUUGCGCACCGCUCGCGUUGGCUGCGACCACACGAAAUUUGUUCGAGACCUCGUUUUCUUGGCGACACCGCAAUAGACGCGGAGCUGUCCACCGAGCAAUUGGAACCCGAGUCGGACGAGCAGUUCGCUGCCAGAUGGAGCGUGGAGGCGGGCGAGGCGGGCGACGCACACGUGUGCUGCGCCGCCGCCGCGCUGGCGCUCACGCCGCGCCUGCUCGCGCGGGUGGUGCCGCCGCAGAGCUUCCGCAGUCGCUACACCGGCCUCUUCAGGUUUCGAUUCUGGGUGUUCGGUGUGUGGCGCGAGGUGACAGUCGACGACCGGCUGCCGGUGCGCGGGGGUCGCCUGGUGGCGAGUCGCGCACUGCUGCCAGACGACUUCACGCUGCCGCUACUGGAGAAAGCCUACGCUAAGUUGCACGGCUCGUACGCGGCGCUGCGCGGCGGCAGCGUGGCGCGCGCGCUGCAGGAGCUGUCGGGCGGCGUGGUGCAGAGCUUCGCGCCGCCGCGCCAGCCGCGCGCGCUGCUGUACCAGGUGCUCAACUCCGCCGUGCCGCGCUCCACGCUGCUCGUCGCCACCGUGGCGCCGCCCUUCGGACCGACGGAAAAGGAGGGCCCGGGACGGAGACUGCGAAACGGCCUGAUCCCGGGACAGGCCUACUGCGUCACCGGGCUGGCGCGCGUGCGCGAGGCGGCGGGCGACGCCGACGGCGACGCGAGCGGCGCGCUCGUGCGCGUGCGCGCGCCGAGCGGGCGCGGCGAGUGGGCGGGCGCGUGGGCGCGCGGCGGCGGCCAGUGGCGCGCGCUGGCCGAGCCCGACCGCGACCUGCUGGCGCGCCGCGCCGCGCAGCCCGGACACUUCUGGAUGUCGUUUUCGGACUUCGCGCGCUCGUUCGGAAGACUCGAAUUGGUGCACGUCGGCCCCGACGACUGGCUGAGUGAGCCGGCGCUGCACGGCAAGCGGCCGUGGCGGGCGGUACUCGCGCGGCGGCGCUGGCGCUGCGGGUACAACGCGGGUGGUCCGCCGCGCUGCCGCGCCACCGCACACACGAACCCACAGUUCCACGUGCAGGUGCCGCGCACGGAGGCGGGCAAGUGCCACGUCGUGGUGUCGGUGACGCAGCAGUACGCGGUGGGUGCGGGCCGCCGCGAGCGCCUGCACGGUAUCGGGUUCGCCGUGUACGAGCUGCCGGCCGGCGCCGCCCCCCGCCGCGCCGCGCUGGCCGCUGCCGCGCUCCCAGACCUGCGUGCCCUCGACGUGACGCACGAGUCCCGCGCGCGCGAGGUGGUGACGUUCUUCACGCUGCCGCCCGGCCAGUACCUAGUGGUUCCGCACACGCACCGCCCGCACGUCGAGGCCGCCUUUCUGCUGCGCAUCCUCACGGACGAUCACACCGACGUCUGGGAGGUGAACGACGACAACGUCAUCAUUCGAGACAUCGCGGCAGAAUUCAUGGACGAGGGACGCUCCAUACCGCCAGAAUUGCACGCCGCAAUCGCGAAGACGCUCGGAAAACGCGAAUCGGAGGAGGUGGACGCGGCGGCGCUGCUGCGGCUGCUGCGGCGCGUGUGGCGGCGCGUGCUGCCGGCGCGGCCGUCGCUGGAGCUGUGCCGCGCGCUGGUGGCGCUGCGCGACCCCGGCGUGCGCGGGCGGCUGUGCGCGCGCGAGCUGCCGGCGCUGCUGGCGCGGCUGGCGCUGUGGCGCGCGGCGCUGGCCCCGGCGCGCUGCGGGCGCGCGCGCGUGUGCGCCUACCGCCUGCGCGCGCUGCUGUGGGCGUGCGGCGUGAGCGCGUCCAACAAGGUGCUGGAGUGCCUCGUGCUGCGCUUCGCGCGCGGCGCCUCCCUGUCGCCGGCCGCCUACGUCACGGCGCUGGCCCGCCUGCACCUCGCGCACGAGAGAUACCGCAGCCUCGACGCGAAGUUGAAGUCCAAUCCUCUCUCGCUGGAGGAGAUGAUCCUGAUGACGAUCUACUCGUGAGCGCAGCGCAUCGCGUCCGUUGUCGUUUAUUUGUUAUUUUUGUACUCAAUAGUGAAUUAUUAUUAUGUUUAUAAAAGGUGUUGUGUCGGGAUUUCGCCGGCAUAUCUUAAAUGUCGAGGUCCUCAGUCGACAUAAGUCUACAUACACCUAACUACGUGUGAACUCGUCAGUGGCCUUUAGUUUAAUUAAGUACAUUUUUUUAAAUGUAAAACUGUGAGACAGUCAUAAUGUUCUACACAUUCUCGUCAUAUACGACGUCGUCCAAACAGAUUUCAAUAUUUAUUACGCGAAUGUUAUCGUUAUAUAAAAAACAAAUAUAUUUAUUAUUUAUUGUACCGUUAGUUGAAGCGACAACCAAAGAUUCUUAGUGCCGUCCACUCGGUACGAGCUUCUAGUACAAAUCAGUUUGUAAUAAAGUAUUGUAUUUAUUAUUUUCAAAUGGCUAAACAUCUAAACUCUGCUCUGCUCGUUUAGUCAUCUUAUACACGUCUUAGCUGUUUUAUUGAUAUUAUUUACUACCAGUGUUGUUGAUGUAGAACAGUUUUUCUAAUUUUCGAGGUGAUAAAACUCAAAUUCAUAUUCAUUUGUAUUAAUUAGACAGCCAUUAAAUUGUUAUUAUAUCUCAUAUAUAAAAACUGUAACUUAGUAUUAUAUGUAUAAAUUUAUAGUAAGCCCAGUGCCUUUGUCAUUUUUGUAAAUAUCGCGCACAUACAAACAUACGGGGCAACAUAGACUCCUUUUCUUCAAGACGGUUAAAGGUGUAUGACGUGCGGAAAAACCAAUUCCAACAAAAUAUACAUGAUUAUAAUGAUGUAGUAACAACUUUAUUACAUGAUCCAUAAAUUGUGAUAAAAUAAACCUAUUUACCAAAUAUUAUUUAUUUAAUGCAGUAUAAAAUAGAUUUUACAUUUACCUAUAUAUCGAAUGCGAACGCGUAUUAAUAAAUGCUAUUAAAAAUGCUAAUUGUUAUUUCAUUUCGAGUACUUUGCCCAUAAUUUACGGACAGAGUAAAAUAUUACUACCUCGUUAACGUUCUUUAAAAUGUAUAAACACCAACAGGCAACCUCUGACAAUUAUAUUUCCUUAUAUUAUUAUUAUUAUUAUUAGAUACCAAGUGAAUGUAAUAACCUUAGUGGGUUUAGCCAUACAAUGGAUGUUUAUCAUACAUGAGUCAUAAAACAUUGAUAAAAUUAUCGUUUCUCUUAAAAGCAAUAUUAAAUAUUUAAUUUUACGUCUAUUUUACACUUUAAACUUUUGCGAUGUAUAAUAUUCAAAGCCCAUAUCUUACAUUCGGUAUAUUCGGGCUAAACACAAUCAUAAGUUUUUUAUAUUUUGCUUACAUUCAUAUUGAGCAAGUUAUUAUGUACAUUUUAAUAAUAUCCUACUACAAAGUUAGUAAUAUAUUCUAUUAUUAAUUAUUAUUAUAACACAUCAUGUAGCAUAGCUCCCAAGGCGGGCAAAGAUGAGGGGCAUCUUUAUGAAUUCUGUAUAUCCUUUUUCACAUUAAUAUUAAACAUUAUUCAUUGGUAUUUUUGUGUUUUUGGAUUUGGAUUUUAAAUGAGGUACCUAUCUGUUCAUUUUGAUAUGGCAUUGAAAAUUGAAAUUUUAUUAAUAAAUCUGCCAACUGAUGUAAGUUUACAUUAAUAUCAUAACAACCGGCGUACGCG